AUGAAAGGCGCACUUCAGCCGGGCAAGGAUUUCACCAACCGUUUGCCCGACGACGUGCUCUCCGCAAUUCUCGACCGCGCCUCUUCGAGUAACGCGAUGUACCACGCGCUCGUGUGCCGACGGUGGCCGCGCCUGGCGCAGCACUUGCAGCAGGCCGUCCACGUCAGCGCCAAGUCCAUCCUCGACGCGGGCGAGCUGCUGCGCGGCUUGUCGAGACUCCCCAACGUGACAUCCCUCACGCUAGACAACGAGAGCGUCGACUUCCUCGACGACGAGUUCCUGACGGCGCUGCCCUCCGCCUGCCCGCAGCUCUCCCGCCUGCGCCUGGACGAGCCGCAGAAGUACACCGACGUGCCACACCGCCGCAUUUCGCUCAAGGGCCUUCGCCGCUUCCUCCUCGGAAUUCCGCGCCUCGAGGAGCUCACCCUCAACAGCAGCCUCCUAUACAUGAACACCUUCCCUUCCUCGCUCGCAUCGCUCUCGUCCCUUCGCGUGCUCAAGAUUCACGAAGGCCUCCGUAAUCUUCUCGACGAGUUCGGCGCGCUCGGCGCGCUGGAGGAGCUCCGCAUCAGCUGCUCCGUGCUGCGGAGCCUCCCCGCGUCCGUCACGCAGCUCACGCGGCUGUCCCGCCUCUGCGUGACAGAAACCUACUGGAUGGAGCAGUUUCCCGCGCAGCUCGGCGCGCUGAGCGGGCUGACGGCGCUGGAAUUACACGGGUCUGACCGCUUGGCGGCCAUUCCGGAAAGCAUCGGCGCGCUCAAGGAGCUGCGUGUCAGAAUGAACGGACAGGAAUGA
Closterium sp. Yama58-4 is the source of this 795-nucleotide messenger RNA. NCBI's taxonomy places the organism in Eukaryota, Viridiplantae, Streptophyta, Zygnematophyceae, Desmidiales, Closteriaceae. The record is from the annotation of a GenBank genome assembly.